AUGAGGCACGGGUCAACGUCGUCGGCCCCGCGGCCCGGAGCCGGAGGAGGGUCCAAGGAGAGGCCGCCGCCAUCUGCGCCGAGGCCCAGCUCGAGCAUCAUCCUCCUCUCCCCCACAAACCAGCUCCUGCUUCUCCACCGCGUACGGACCUCCUCGUCCUUCGCGUCAGCGCACGUCUUCCCGGGAGGCAACCUCUCGGCCUUCCACGAAGGGCCCAUCCCGGGCCCGGACUCCCCGGCCCGGCACCGCGACGGCGAGGCCUACCGCCUGGGCGCCAUCCGCGAGACCUUUGAGGAGAGCGGGAUCCUGCUCGCACGGCGGCGGCGGCGGCGGGCCACCCCAUCCACCACCACCACCUCUGGGGAAGGAGGAGACCAGCUGCUCCUGGACCUGCCCGAGCCCGUCCGCGAGGCCGGCAGGCGCGCCGUGCACGCGGGCUCGGUGCGCUUCGUCGACUGGCUCGCGGGCGCGGGAGGGGUCGCGGACGUGGGCGGGCUGGUGCCGUUCACGCGGUGGGUGACGCCGGCCAACAUGGCGCCGCGGCGGUUCACGACGCAGAUGUACCUGUACAUGCUGCCGACGGAGUGCCCGGAGGAGGAGGAGUGCUCGGCCGAGGUGGUGGGCGCGCCGGUUGCGCCUGGGGGCGCGGUCGUGAUCCCCAAGCCGACGCAUGAUGGGGGUGUCGAGCACACGGCUGCGGCGUUUGAUAGCGUGGAGGGGUGGUUGGCCAGGGCGAGGGCUGGGGAGAUUAUCUUGUUCCCGCCGCAGAUGUACUUGCUUACUUUGCUUGCUCGGUUCCUCACCGGGCCUCCCGGUGGUGCGGCGGCGCAGGACGAGGGGCUGCGGCGCCGGCACUACGAGGGGCAGCGGGACGCGCUGCGGGCUUUCCUGGCGAGGGAGCCGGGGGGAGAACACCCGACGGGGCGGAUCGGGUGGGCCGACAAGGUGAUGAGCCCCAGGUUGAUGUUUAUGAGGCGGGCGGAUGGGAGGAGUGUGCUCGGGGUGGAUGGGCCCGGGCCGGAGCUGAAGGGGUCCGGGAGGGGUGGGGACUGGGAGAGGGUUGUGCUGGUGCGGUUUGGGCCGGAGGGGCCGAGGGAGGUGGAGGUGCGGUCGAGGGAGGAGGUGCUUGAGGAGGAGAGAGAGGCGGAGAGGAGGGAGGUGGAGGAGGACAAGAGGGCGCAGGGAAGGGUGGUUGGGAAGCUGUGA
Phialemonium atrogriseum is the source of this 1206-nucleotide messenger RNA. RefSeq lists its product as uncharacterized. Gene Ontology annotation, molecular function: hydrolase activity, acting on acid anhydrides, in phosphorus-containing anhydrides. The record is from RefSeq and is a predicted model, not a curated record. The transcript has 2 exons. Lineage: Eukaryota; Fungi; Ascomycota; Sordariomycetes; Cephalothecales; Cephalothecaceae. Bases 1 to 1206 code for a protein of 401 amino acids. Gene Ontology annotation, cellular component: mitochondrion.